AUGGUCACGGGGCACAGCCUGGGGGGAGCUCUCUUGCAGCAGAGGUUCUCGUUGCCCCCAUUCAGUAUACAUUGCUCCCUCCCUCCCAUCGUGCUAUUAUCGUGCCACCAUGCCACCAGGUAUCACAUCAUGGUCACGGGGCACAGCCUGGGGGGAGCUCUCUUGCAGCAGAGGUUCUCGUAUCACAUCAUGGUCACGGGGCACAGCCUGGGAGGUGCUCUCUCCACUCUCUUCACAUAUGACCUUGCCCAGUCUGACCUCAAGAAGCAGCACGGAUUCACCCUCUCUCUCUACAACUUCGGCUCUCCUCGUGUGGGCAACCAUGCCUUUGCUGCUCGCUUCAACCAGCUUGUGGGUGACAGCUGGCGCAUCGCCAAUGACCAUGAUAUAGUGCCGCGUGUCCCCUACGUGCUCUACAAGCACGUGGCCACUGGGGUGGUGCUUCGACCCGACUCGCAGAAGUUGGAAAAGGUGGGUGGGAGUGGAGUGAGUAGCACAGCUGUCCGUGCAUGGGUGUGCUGGUGCCGCAUGUGUCUUACGUGUUCUACAAGCACGUGGCCACGGGGGUGGUACUUCGCUCCGACUCGCAGAAACUGGAAAUGGUGGGUGGGUGCAGUGAACCGCGUUGCCAACGACCAUGACAUAGUCCCACGUGUGUCUUACGUGUUCUACAAGCACGUGGCCACGGGGGUGGUGGUCCGGCCCGACUCCCAGAAACUGGACAAGCACGUGGCCACAGGGGUGGUGGUCUGGCCCGACUCCCAGAAACUGGACAAGGUGGGUGACAGAAGCGAGCAACCCAAGCUGCUGUUUGACGGUGCCGGUGCCAGCAAGCACUCACAGCCCGCAUACUUCCUCUCGCUGCUCAAGGUGAGCUGCUUGGUGGCGGUGUGGUGGGGUGAAGGUGGGUUAAGACCCUCGCAUGCACUCAUAGCCGGCAUACUUCCUCUUGCUGCUCAAGGUGCAUUGCUGGCUGGGCUGUGCUCUCAGGGUGUGUGA
Molecule: messenger RNA, 999 nt
Organism: Closterium sp. NIES-65
Lineage: Eukaryota; Viridiplantae; Streptophyta; Zygnematophyceae; Desmidiales; Closteriaceae
Source: the annotation of a GenBank genome assembly